AUCCGUGGUACCUCAUCUGCCCCGCGCCUGCGCUCCGCCGCCCGCCGACAGAGACCGCCAGCAGCGCAGCCGGUACCGCCACACUCGAACGCCCGCCCUCGCCGCACACAAGCGCCGCCUGACGCACCAUGUCCCGCAUCGUCUUCUCGCUGCUGCUCGCCGCCGUCUUGGCCGCCGUCGCCGUCAGCGACGGCUCCGCCAUGCCCGCGGACAACCACAGGGUAAAGCGCAUGUCGGACCACCGCGUCGCAGAACUCCAGACUCUGCUGUCGAUGGGCAAAAUGGGCGGCAAAGUCGUCACCCACAAAGUUGGAUACGGCCAAGUGGACCCAAUGAAAGUGGGACGCCGCCGUCGUUCUGACCCACGCAUGCUGUCGCGCCUGCAGCAGCUGCUGCUCAGCGCGGCUGCGGGCGACUCCCACGAGCAGCUCCCGGAGCAGGAGGAGGAGCAGCAGCAGCAGCACCUGCAGCUGCAGCUGGACCCCACCGAGGAGGACGAGCGGCAGGUGCUGCUGCAGCUGCUGGAGGGACAGCGACAGGCGCAGUCGCCGCAGCAGCAGCAGGAGCAGCAGCAGGCGCGGCUGGCGUGGUGGCCCAGGACGCUCACACCACAGCUGUAAGCGAGCGCUCCACACCAUCGCCAGCCGAGCCCACCGGGCAGCUACAACAAGUGGCAGCUGGCUGCCGACCCAACCCGCUCAGCCCUACCGCCCUGCAGCCUUACCGAGCAUCCAGUAGUUGCUAGUUCAGCGGCCAUUUAAUAAUUUAUUGUUCCAGUUAGAAUUCAUAGAAACUGCUGUACAUAAUUACAAUGUAGUCUGUCUGAUGUCAAUCAUCUCAUCUUUAAUUUAUUUAUUUAUUUAAUAAUUUAUUUCAUGUAUGUUAAUUCAUUUAGCCGUAUCUCUGGACAAUAUUCACAUUCCAAUUCUAUGUUCCAUCUAGAAGGCUGUCUGUCCUGUAGGAACAUUAGGUACUACUGUACCUCCUCGUACAAUGGCUACAGCAAAAACUCUAAAAUGUUGGUCUGCAUACAAUAUUUCCACUUAUGCGCUUCAUUUUCUUGUUUUUCACUAGUAGAUUUGUUUCUACUUAAACUUUUUGUCAAUUCCUGCUUGAGAAAUUAUAAAUGUGCUUUUGAUGCAAAGAUAUUUACACAGCUAUCUUUUGCCCUGAAAUGUGAAACAUAAAGCAUGAAGAUACCAGAAAGUAUUAUUACUUUUGUUAAGUUUUGUAUUUUAACUUCACAUGUACCCUUAUAGAACUUGUAAGUCAACGUUGCUGGCUGUGUUUUAUUUAUUUUGACUGUUUCAAAGUUCCUAUUUAUAGUAUUUAUAAAUUGUUUGCAUAAAUGUGAGUCUGUUUUAUUUUGUGAAUACCAUCUGAAGUUUAAUUUAUUUUUAAAUAUUUAUAAAUGUAUUAAUUUAUUUUGUCACAACAUCAGAAUGUCUUGUAGGUUAUUGUGAGUGUGAGUCUUCGUUCAAUAUCUGUUGAC
Messenger RNA from Schistocerca cancellata (South American locust), 1492 nucleotides. RefSeq names its product mediator of RNA polymerase II transcription subunit 15-like. The record is from RefSeq and is a predicted model, not a curated record. The transcript is spliced from 4 exons. Lineage: Eukaryota; Metazoa; Arthropoda; Insecta; Orthoptera; Acrididae. Bases 129 to 620 code for a protein of 163 amino acids.